Molecule: messenger RNA, 3844 nt
Organism: Camellia sinensis
Lineage: Eukaryota; Viridiplantae; Streptophyta; Magnoliopsida; Ericales; Theaceae
Gene: ETO1
Product: tetratricopeptide repeat (TPR)-containing protein
Biological process (GO): negative regulation of ethylene-activated signaling pathway
Molecular function (GO): protein binding
Source: RefSeq, a predicted model, not a curated record
GUAGAGAGAGAAAGUUCUACCAGAGAGGUGAAGAAAGAAGAGAGAGAAAGAAGAGAGAGAGAGAGAGAGAAUGGCCGAUCCAACGGCCUGAGCUCUCCCUUGUUAACGUCUGGUUGGAGGUAAAAAGGACAUUUUCUUUUCUCUUUCUCAAAUUUUCUCGGGAAAAAGAAACAGAAAGAAAGAAAGAAAAAAAAAAACCAGGAAGGAAAAGGCCACCAUUGUUUUUGAGCUUGCAUCACCAUCGUUUUUCUCACCCAUCUCGAGCCUUCUCUCUCUAAAACAGAACAAUGGUGGUGUUUGCAGGCUAAAAGGGAUAACUUUUCUUCCCCAUUUCGUCUCAUACUUUGUUUCCCCAUUUCGUCUCAUACUUUGUUAUCACAUUCAGAUCUCUCUGUAAGAGCACAUAUAUAUAUAUAUAGAGAGAGAGAAGAUUGAAUCUUGACAAUUCGGGGAAAAAUGCAGCACAAUAUUUUGACAACGAUGAGGAGUUUGAAAAUGAUGGAAGGAUGUAAGGGCACGCAAGUCUUCGCCCUUGAUCCAUCCGGCACCGCCGCCGCCGGCGGUGGUGUUGGAAGUGUGGGAGAGAAGUUCUUGCACCACCUCCAAGAACAUCUCAAAGUCAAUUCGAUUAGGGCAAAAUCGACUCGGAAUUUCCAAUCCAACAAUGUCCAAAUCAACAACACCACUGUUUUAGCUGAAGCCCUUGCUGCCUAUGGCCUUCCUCAAUCCGAUUUGCUCGAACCCCAAAUCGAACCCUGUCUCAAAUCGGUAAAUUUUGUCGAAACCCUAGCCGAUUUGUAUCUGAGAAUCGAGAAUUGUCCCCAAUUUGAGAAAUCAGGGCUGUAUCUCGAGCAAUGUGCCACAUUUAGGGGUCUAUCUGAUCCAAAAUUGUUCCGUAGGAGCCUCCAGUCCGCGCGGCUACACGCGGUUAAUGUCCAUUCUAAGAUUGUUCUUUCAGCUUGGCUGAGGUUUGAGAGAAGAGAGGAUGAGCUAAUUGGGACAUCAUCAAUGGACUGUUGUGGACGGAAUAUCGAAUGCCCUAAAGCUAGUUUGGUAUCUGGGUAUAGUCCAGAAUCAGUCUAUGAUCCCUGUACAUGCUUUCGGAGUCCUAGAGAGGAUACUAAAGAGGAUAGUGAUGCUGAAUUUUCAAUGGGAGAUGAUGAAUGUUCAACAUCUGAGGAAGAUGGUGAUAUAUCAUUUUGUAUUGGUGAUGAUGAAGUUAGGUGUAUUAGAUAUAACAUUGCAUUGCUUUCUAGACCAUUCAAAGCAAUGUUGUACAGUGGGUUUUUGGAAUCGCGGAGGGAAAAGAUUAAUUUUUCACAAAUUGGGAUUUCUAUAGAGGGGAUGAGAGCUGCUGAGAUAUUUAGCAGGACAAGAAGUGUCGAUUCUUUUAACCCAGAUGUUGUUUUGGAGAUUCUCUCUUUGGCAAACAAGUUUUGUUGUGAUGAUAUGAAGUCUGCUUGUGAUGCAUAUCUAGCAUCUUUGGUUUAUGACAUGGAGAGAGCAAUGUUGCUCAUUGAUUACGGAUUGGAUGAGACUGCACCUCUUCUGGUGGCUGCUUGCUUGCAAGUAUUUAUGAGAGAGUUACCAAGUUCAAUUCACAAUCCAAGUGUAAUGAGAUUCUUUUGUAUAAAUACUAGGGACAGAUUGGAUCUUGCUGGGCAUGCUUCAUUUUUAUUGUACUACUUUUUAAGCCAAAUCGCUAUGGAAGUUGAUAUGAAAGCGAACACGACAGUGAUGCUAUUGGAGAGGUUAGGAGAGUGUGCAAAUGAACAUUGGCAGAAACAAAUUGCAUUUCACCAAUUGGGUUGUGUGAUGCUUGAGAGGAAGGAGUAUAAAGAUGCCCAAAAGUGGUUUGAAGCAGCAGUUGAGGCUGGCCAUGUUUAUUCAUUAGUGGGUGUUGCAAGGACCAAGUACAAGCGUGGUCACAUGUAUUCUGCUUACAAGAUGAUGAACUCGCUUAUUUCUGAUUAUUCACCAGCUGGGUGGAUGUAUCAGGAGCGAUCUCUUUAUUGUAAUGGGGAAGAGAAGAUGAUGGACUUAGAUACAGCAACGGAAUUGGACCCUACUCUUUCUUAUCGGUACAAGUACAGAGCUGUCAUGAUGAUGGAAGAAAAUAAGAUUGCGGAAGCCAUCUCAGAGAUCAACAGAAUAAUAGGUUUCAAGGUCUCUCCUGACUGCCUUGAACUACGUGCUUGGUUUUCAAUUUCCAUGGAGGAUUAUGAAGGAGCUCUAAGAGAUGUGCGGGCCAUUUUGACUUUGGACCCCAAUUACAUGAUGUUCCAUGGGAAGUUGCAUGGUGAUCACUUGGUAGAGCUCCUCCGUCACCAUGUUCAGCAGUGGAGUCAGGCUGAUUGCUGGAUGCAGCUGUAUGAUCGAUGGUCCUGUGUUGAUGAUAUUGGCUCUCUAGCUGUUGUACACCACAUGUUAGCAAAUGAUCCUGGGAAGAGCCUCUUACGGUUCCGUCAGUCUCUCCUCCUGUUACGGUUAAACUGUCAAAAGGCUGCAAUGCAUAGUCUGCGGUUGGCUCGAAAUCAUUCUACCUCUGAGCAUGAAAGGCUCGUCUAUGAAGGAUGGAUUUUAUAUGACACAGGCCAUCGUGAAGAAGCAUUAGCCAAAGCUGAAGAGUCCAUUUCUAUCCAGAGAUCAUUUGAAGCUUUUUUCCUUAAAGCAUAUGCUUUAGCCGAUUCAAAUCUUGAUAAUGAGUCUUCAUUGUACGUUAUCGAACUUCUGGAAGAAGCUCUUAGAUGCCCUUCAGAUGGCCUUCGAAAAGGACAAGCAUUAAAUAAUUUAGGGAGUGUAUAUGUGGACUGUGACAAGCUGGAUCUUGCUGCUGACUGCUAUAUGAAUGCCCUUAAUAUCAAGCAUACAAGAGCACAUCAAGGGCUGGCACGUGUAUAUCAUCUAAAAAAUCAACGCAAAGCUGCAUACGAUGAGAUGACCAAGUUGAUAGAGAAGGCCCAGAACAAUGCAUCAGCUUAUGAGAAACGUUCAGAGUACUGUGACCGUGACAUGGCAAAGAGUGAUCUUAGUAUGGCAACACAACUAGAUCCCUUGAGGACAUACCCAUAUAGGUACAGGGCAGCAGUUCUAAUGGAUGACCAUAAAGAAGCUGAAGCCAUAGCAGAGCUCUCAAAGGCCAUAACUUUCAAGACAGAUCUACAGCUGUUCCAUCUUCGGGCAGCAUUCCAUGACUCUAUAGGUGACUAUGCUUCCACAAUCCAAGAUUGUGAGGCAGCGCUCUGUCUCGAUCUGAACCAUUCAGAUACACUCGAGCUUUAUCAUAGAGCACGGGAGAGGGCUAAUGAACAACUGCAGAAGUAGGGAGAUAGUGCAUAUCUGUGUAGCUCUUCCACAAAUCCUCAUUUGGACAACUCGAAAGUUGCCGCCCAAUUGUUUUGUAGUGGAGACAAGGCCAGUGAUAGUCAGCAUGAUUUAUUUUCUGGAUUUCGUCUAUGUUAAGACUCAGAUCAAGAUUGUUCAUAGCUUCUGAGAAAGGAGAAACUAGGGAAAAGAGAAUCGAUGUUAAAGAAAAAACAAGAAAGACACAGCAAUCUUGCUUAUAUAUACAUUUCACUAAGUGGUUGCAGAAUUGAGUCAUUUGAUGAAAUUUACUAGGCAAAAUGCUCCUGAUUCGUGUAGCUGUUAGAUUACUCCAUUACAGAUAGGGAUGGUGCUAUAAAGUAGUAAAAUGAAACAUCUAAAUGUAGUUGGCAGCUUGUGAUGAAAGAGUCUGUUGACUGAGAGGUUUACCUUGUACUGCGACUUUUUAAAUGUUUGUUUACUUUGUAUUUGUAACAUGUACAAUUUUCCCUCAUAAAAGAUAGAAACAAUUUUUCCUCUC